This is a messenger RNA of Trypanosoma rangeli, 1239 nucleotides long. RefSeq names its product putative lipoic acid synthetase, mitochondrial precursor. Gene Ontology annotation, cellular component: mitochondrion. Bases 1 to 1239 code for a protein of 412 amino acids. The transcript has a single exon. Gene Ontology annotation, molecular function: lipoate synthase activity; 4 iron, 4 sulfur cluster binding. The record is from RefSeq and is a predicted model, not a curated record. Lineage: Eukaryota; Euglenozoa; Kinetoplastea; Trypanosomatida; Trypanosomatidae. Gene Ontology annotation, biological process: lipoate biosynthetic process.
AUGUUCCACCGACCGUUGUCUAACCUCUGCUCCAAGGUUGUCUCGGCGGCCGCGAUGACUCCACUGGUCGGGAAGCCAUCGAAAGAGGAGGGGAGGGCCGCAACGAGCGUGGAAAAGGACCCGCGGCACAAGCAGAUAUUUCUGCAGAAGUUUCGUGAGCGGUUGGCCGCUGACACAACUGGCAAGAACACACUGGAGGGAUUUAUUGACCUUCCCGAAGGAAUUUCUCCCACGGCAGCAGCCGUCGGGCCACUGAAGCGGGGUGAGGAGCCACUGCCGCCCUGGUUGAAGCUUAGGGUUGCGAAGGGCUUCUCACAGCAGCCACGUUUCAACAAAAUUCGAAGGUCAAUGAGAGAUAAGCGUCUGGCAACAGUAUGCGAGGAGGCUAAGUGCCCUAACAUUGGAGAAUGCUGGGGCGGGGGUGAGGAGGAGGACAUCGCAACAGCGACAAUCAUGGUUAUGGGAUCACAUUGCACCCGAGGCUGUCGCUUCUGCUCUGUGCUGACGAGCCGUAGACCACCUCCACUGGACCCAAAUGAGCCGCAACGAGUGGCGGAAGCUGUCGCAGAGAUGGGUGUUGAUUACAUUGUUAUGACCAUGGUUGACCGUGACGAUUUAACUGACGGUGGGGCUGCGCACAUUGUGUGUUGCGUGAAUGCCAUCAAAGAGAGGAACCCUCAGCUGCUUCUCGAGGCGUUGGUAGGCGACUUCCACGGUGACCUUAAGCUUACAGAGACGAUUGCCUCCUCGCCACUUAGUGUGUACGCACACAACAUUGAGUGUGUGGAACGCAUUACCCCAAAUGUGCGUGAUCGCCGCGCCACGUAUCACCAGUCGCUCAAGGUGCUCGAACACGUCAACAUUUUUACCAAGGGUGCUAUGCUCACAAAGAGCAGCAUCAUGCUGGGUCUCGGUGAGCGGGAGGAGGAGGUACGACAAACUCUUAGAGACCUACGCACUGCCGGUGUUUCGGCGGUCACACUCGGCCAGUACUUGCAACCCUCACGCACACGUCUGAAGGUGAGUCGUUAUGCGCACCCAAAGGAAUUUCAGAUGUGGGAGGAGGAGGCACUGGCGAUGGGCUUUUUAUACUGUGCUUCUGGGCCAUUGGUACGGAGUUCAUAUAGAGCUGGUGAAUACUACAUCAAAAAUAUACUGAAGCAGCGGGAGCCCACACAAACAACAAUAACUUCUGCGGACACCAAUGCAUCCUCUAAUGCAGCUGAUGCGACCAACUAG